Molecule: messenger RNA, 6576 nt
Organism: Apus apus (common swift)
Lineage: Eukaryota; Metazoa; Chordata; Aves; Apodiformes; Apodidae
Gene: TRIM32
Product: tripartite motif containing 32
Molecular function (GO): zinc ion binding; protein binding
Source: RefSeq, a predicted model, not a curated record
CCGGGGGUCCCGCCGGGACCCGCUCCCCGCCGCUCACAGCCCCUGGGCCGGGGCAGCCCCGCCGAGCCCCCCCCCCACCGGGCCCCGGUGGAAGGCGGCGGAGGCCGCGGCGCGGGGAGGCAGGAGGGGCUGGUUCUGAAGUGGCGAGGCCGGUUGCGCGGGGCGGGGGGGCUGCCGGCCCGGCUGGGAGCAGGGAAGCACCCCCGGCGGGAUCCUGCCCGGCUGCGUCUGUCAGCGCCGCCCGAACACCCGGGAGUGCUGCGGGGAGGAGCCACGAGGCAGGUGCCGCAGCUUUGCCCUCUUUAUUUUCACUUGUUAACGGCAACAAGCUGUGAAUUACCGGUGAAACGAGUUGCCUCGCUGCGCACGCUGGCUGAGGACUGGAGAGUGGGGAGAGGAAUUGUUUCCUUAAUAGAAAUAAGCCAAACUCACGUCAUGUACAGGGUUUUACAGCUUGAUCCUCGGGUGAGGCUUUAACACCCUGCGUCAGGGGAACUGCCUCGGGAGGGACUGGUAUGCAAGGGCUGUUAAGGAAACUUCCAUGAAGACUGAGUGCAAGAUAAAGAUAAAAAGUGCAGCAGUUAAAAUAAUGUCCAUUACUAAGGCACGUGCUGGCAGGCCGAUUAAAGGGGUUCUAUGUUAAAAGAACAGCGUGCAGAUCAUCUUUCCGCAAACCAGAAGUAAUUUACAAACCCACCUCUGCUGUUGCUGUUAAACGAAAAUACCUGUUUAAAGGUAGCUUUUUUAUGUAAGAUUUGGCAUGUGGUGUCUGUGCUGCCCCCUCCUCCUUCCCUAAGCAAGUCUUUUGACAUAUUUCCAAGGAAAACAAGAGUAAUGGAUCUGUGGUUAAUUUUUAAAAGUCAUUUUUAAAUACAGAUUUUCCAUCCCUCAGAGGGAGGUUUCUGAUCUACAUGGCUGUGCACAGGCUUCUGCUUCCCCAGCUGGGAUAUAUGCUAAUAUUAGAAGGGAAGCAUAUUCAGUGCCAGCAGCAGCCACCUGGAGUGGCACCUGGAAUGCCCCUGCUCCCCAGGGACCAGGGAUGUCACCCUCAUCCUGCCGCCAUCAAGCCAAAUGGAACUUGGGAGAUUCUGCAACAUCACUGAAGCCCUUCCUGAAAGGUGGGCUUUAAAGGCCUGUGAACUGCAGCUGAUAGAUAAAAAUGGCUUUUUUGUCUUCUCUCUAUGAACAUAAAAGAACUUUCUUCGUUGAAGUUGUCAUCAUCCACUUGAGCAAUUGGUGAAGUUAAAUGGAGUGAAGGUUUCUCUCUGAAAUGCUCCUGAGGAUGAAGCAGGCAAAGCCAGCAGGGAAGCAGGAGCACUGUGUGCAUGCAGCCAUUAUUCAGAAGAAGCUGUUUACAUCCCUCAGUGACCAGCUCUUCCUUUUAAAGGCUAACAACUUCCUUCUCUCUCCCUAGAAGAAAUGUUUUCCCCCCCAUUUCUUUUAAUGGCUAAGCAAUGCAAUAGCAAAGGUAUUGAAACCCAGUCUGCUGAAAAAUAACUUAAUGAUGUGAACCCUCUUCUGUUCCUUUUGAACGGAUGGCUGCUUCAGCAGGAGAGCUGCUGGGAUCUGCUCCCUGCUGGGAGGGAUGCAAGGAUGGAGCGACCUGGAUGGAAGCUGAGCAGCAAUCAGAGUGGUAUCAGUCUGAACCAGAGCACAAGAACGAGAAUUGGAGCACCUUGGAAUAGAUGCAAGUACAAGACUUGGCACCAGCUAAAGCUGCCUUGGAAGAAAGCCAUGGCUGCUGCCCCUCAUCUCAACUCGGACGCACUCCGUGAGGUCCUGGAGUGCCCCAUUUGCAUGGAGUCCUUCACUGAGGAGCACCUGAGACCCAAGCUCUUACACUGUGGGCACACCAUCUGCAAACAGUGCUUGGAGAAACUUCUGGCCAACAGCAUCAAUGGGAUACGGUGCCCCUUUUGCAGCAAAAUCACACGGAUCACAAGCUUAGCUCAGCUGACUGACAAUCUUACUGUGCUGAAGAUCAUAGACACUGCUGGACUAGGGGACGUGGUGGGUCUUCUCAUGUGCAAGGUCUGUGGGAGAAGGUUGCCAAGACACUUUUGCAAGAGCUGUAGCUUGGUUUUAUGUGAGCCCUGCAAGGAGGCGUCACACAUGCCCCAAGGGCACAGAGUCAUUGCCAUCAAAGAGGCUGCUGAAGAGAGGAGGAGGGAAUUUGGGACAAGGCUUGCCAGACUUCGGGAGCUCAUGGGUGAUCUGCAGAAGAGAAAAGCAUCUCUAGAGGCUGUUUCGAGAGACCUGCAGUCCAGAUACAAAGCAGUUCUGCAGGAUUACAGCAAAGAAGAGCGCAAGAUCCAGGAAGAACUGGCCAGGUCACGCAAAUUCUUCACCACCUCUUUGUCUGAUGUGGAAAAGGUAAAUAAUCAGGUAAUGGAGGAGCAAGCUUAUCUGCUGAACUUAGCAGAGGUGCAGAUAAUGUCUCGCUGUGACUAUUUCCUUGCCAAAAUAAAGCAGGGAGAUAUUGCUCUCUUGGAGGAGGCAGCAGAUGAGGAAGAACCAGAACUGACAAACAGUCUCCCAAGGGAGCUGACUCUUCAAGAAGUUGAACUCCUUAAGGUGAGCCAUGUGGGACCACUGCAGAUUGGGCAGGUGGUGAAGAAGCCUCGGACUGUUAAUCUGGAGGAACUGCUGAUGGAAACUGCAGCAUCCUCGUCGGCAUCAUUUCGGGAGCCUGAGGUAGUGCAGGAGGAGGUCGGCUGCACACCCAACUCCUCCCCAGCCAAGCCAAGGAUGCCUGAAGCAGCCACCAGCAUCCAGCAGUGUUACUUCAUCAAGAAGAUGGGCUCCAAGGGCAGCCUGCCAGGGAUGUUCAAUCUCCCCAUCAGCCUACACGUCACCCUGCAAGGAGAGGUGCUUGUGGCAGACAGAGGCAACUUCCGAAUCCAGGUUUUUACCCGCAAGGGCUUUCUGAAGGAGAUCCGCCGCAGCCCGAGCGGAAUCGAUAAUUUUGUACUGAGUUUCCUUGGAGCAGACUUGCCCAAUUUGACUCCCCUUUCUGUCACCAUGAACUGCCAUGGCCUGAUCGGUGUGACUGACAGCUACGAUAACUCUGUCAAGGUCUACACCAUGGAUGGUCACUGUGUGGCAUGUCACCGCAGCCAGCUAAGCAAGCCCUGGGGCAUCACUGCCCUGCCUUCGGGGCAGUUUGUAGUGACUGACGUGGAAGGAGGGAAACUCUGGUGCUUCACAGUGGACCGUGGUGUGGGGGUAGUGAAGUACAGUUGCUUAUGUAGCGCUGUGCGUCCCAAGUUUGUCACCUGCGACGCUGAAGGGACCAUCUACUUCACUCAAGGGCUGGGGCUCAGCCUGGAGAACCGGCAGUACGAGCACCAUUUAGAAGGAGGGUUUUCAAUUGGCUCCGUCGGCCCAGAUGGGCAGCUGGGACGCCAGAUCAGCCACUUCUUCUCUGAGAAUGAGGAUUUCAGGUGCAUUGCUGGGAUGUGUGUUGAUCCUAGAGGAGACCUCAUUGUUGCUGACAGCAGCCGUAAGGAAAUCCUGCACUUCCCUAAAGGAGGGGGCUAUAAUAUCCUAAUCCGGGAAGGACUCACCUGCCCAGUUGGCAUUGCUAUUACUCCCAAAGGGCAGCUGCUGGUGCUGGACUGUUGGGAUCACUGCAUUAAAAUCUACAGUUACCAUCUGAGAAGAUAUUCCACCCCUUAAGGAUGUCUCUCUAAGCAAAGCCUCUUUUGGCAGCAGAGAUUCUUCCUGCCUCAUUGCAAUCUUGAUGGGAACCAGUGUCAGGCGUUCAGGACGAUUGUGCCAUAAACAAGGAGGGUUUGGCAUAGAUGCCAUCAUGUUUUGUGUUAGGAAACAAAAUAGCUUACGUGGUGGUGGUCUGCUUUUUCUUCUCUUUUUUCUUCUUGUAUAAAUUCCAUACAAUAAAGAAGAACAAGUGCAAGGGAAAGGAUCCAUCCUUCUGGAGUACUAGUUCCUUGCUAAAUGACUGGUUAUGCCAUAAACCUUCUCACCUCCUUUCACCACAUCUCUUACAUUUCCAGCUUCAACCACUGUAUCUUUCUUUGUGCCAUAAACACUGAUUGACUGCUCUAAAUUACCUUCCCUUAGAAGACUAGAGAGGCAAUCCUCUUGCUCUGGUACUCACGAGGAACUGGGUAGUAGUUGUCUGGGCAACUACUAGGGAGAGCAAUUUCUGAUUGCAGCACUGCAUAAAACAAAAUUGCCCUCUUAAACUGCAGGGAGAUGGAGCUUUACUUUCAAACUGAGGAGGGAGGGUUUUCUCUCUCUGUUUUUCUGGUAUUCAGGAGGUAGCCCCUGUCGUGCCAUUUGUGAACUGUGUCUGUUCAAUGUGAAGUAAGUACUGUGCAAUCAUGGGAGACUGAGCCUGAGCCAGAAAACUGCCCUCUGAUGGCAGCAGCGUUUUUAUUACUACUAGGAGUUCUGCUAGGUAGAAGGGGGUAAAAAAGGGAGGGGGUGGAGGAAAAAAAAAAUAUCAAACUUACAGUUGAUGUUCACUGUUUUGUUAUUAAAUGUAUUCUGGAAACUGUCUUUGAAAGGUAUGUCUGGUAUCUAAAGCUUCAUGGGGGAGGAGGGAAGGGCUGGGAGAUUAAGACUGGGAGAUUGUAGUACGUGGGAUUAAAUAUUGUGUGUUCACCUGCACUUGACUCUCCUGCAUUCCACACCAUUGCAUUGAGCAAUUUUCACUCAUCUGCACUCCCUAAGGCACUUGCUGCUGAGAUAGGGCUGAGACUGUUUUGCUUUUAUUUUUUUUAAUAUUUGGAAGCAUGUCUCUUGGUGCACUGCCUGUUUUUCCCUUGCACAGCAAAACAGUACGUUCCUUCCUCAGAUUUUUUUUAUAUUUAUUUUUUUUUCCUACAGUACCAGCAGGCACCAGAGUUCAUGUUCAUCAUGGCUUUGGGCCAAAUGAAGCACAAAACUGCAGCUGUGUGAACCAAGGCCCCCACAGUGCUACUCUCCUGGCUGAUAAAUGUGUACCUCACUGUGGUGCUGCUCGCCUAGAAUAGUUUAUUUGAAGGAAAGAUGCAUUUAAAUAGGGCACAUUGGUAGCAUGUUAAUCUGCCACAGAUAAUAGUUACACUGCAGUGCAUUUAUUUGUUGCUACCAACAACGUUGUUGCAAAUUUGGGGGCACGACAGGCAACAUAAAAGCUGAUUUUAUGGUGGCUGCCAUGCUACAGCAAAUUGUUUGCUACUUGUGCUGCAACAUGUAUGCAACAGGUGAUACUUUUAAGCCCCCACCUACUUUUCCCCUAGUGAAACAGCGAGGUAAAACAGGCUUCAGAGCUGCUGCUGCUCCAGCCGGUUGUUUGGCAGUUACAGGGUUUGCAGAAGUGCUGGGAGCAGAUAUUUUUUGUGAGGUUUUGUUUUGUUGGUUGUUUUGUUUUUUUUUUUAACUCGUCUCCCUGUUCUGCUCAGCCAAAGUGCUGAAGAGGGCCAGCACAACAAACACCCAGCUGGGUGAUGGAGGUGCCCUUCUCCAUCAGGGAAACUUCCUAUUUCUCUAGCCAUAAUUUGCUGGAAACAGCUUGUGGAGAAGGGACUAGGAACUAAGACACUAGCACAGAAGAUGGUGCUGAGGGAGCCCAAGGGCAAUGAUUGAACCCCCCUUCCCUCCUGAGCCACUCUGUGUGUUUGCACAUAAUUAUUUACAUUCUCUGCUUCUGUUUUUUGGGUGGGAGGGGGCAGUUGCCUAAGAUAUGCAGCAGCAAUUUGGGAAACCCAUCUCAUCUUGCAUGUAUGUUUUUGGGAGAUGACAACUAUUACUGGGCCUUUCUGCAGUUAAUUACAUUGUAACUCAAGGCAUUUUUUCCACUAUUAUGGUAAUGGCAGUUUCUCUCCUACUGAUCUCUUUUAAACAUUUCUCCUAAGAACUGCUCCAAGCAGGAAGCUACCGUGGACCUGAAUAAUUGAAGGAAUAUUAUCUGUGAUAAUAUGUACCUCUGUCAUUUUCUGUUCCAAUUGAUUUUCUGUUUUAUAUAUUUUUUUUGCAAUAAACAUCACACUACUAGCAAUAACAUUUCCUGGAGUGCUUGAAGGGACAUAAAAGCUGGUCCAGCAAACUGAGCAGUUGGUUACCCCAGACUGUUCCUGGUCACACAGUUCAAACAAAGCAUCUGUCAUCUGCUUCUACUCAGAGAUUCAAGAAAAGUAACACUACUCUGCCAUGUAGUAGUGGGCCAGGACACUGUGAUUGGUGCCUGAGGGCGUGUGUUGCCUGCAGCUCUUCCUCUAGUCCUGGGUUUCACGCAGAAAAGGGAAAAAAGGAAACCUGCUGUCCCUCACCCAGGGUGCACAUGUCCCCUGGCAAAACUUGACAGUGACUGAGCUGGUUGUGCAGAGCUAUCUUUCUUGCUGUGGUGCCUCCACACAAUGUUGUGAUCGUCUGCCAAACAAGAUGAAAUGGAGUAAUUAAGGAUUGUGAAGAAAUAGUUUGGCUUCUGCUCUUUACCUGGAGAAGGAGCUUGUCUGGUUUUACGUAUGUGUUUGGUUUUUAAAGAUGGUGUAAUAAAGGAAAAAUUGAUCCAAUUAAAAGCACAUUGCAAACGGCUCAUUUUCUUAUUAAAAACGCUUCAUCUCCUCC